Leptosia nina is the source of this 549-nucleotide messenger RNA. NCBI's taxonomy places the organism in Eukaryota, Metazoa, Arthropoda, Insecta, Lepidoptera, Pieridae. The record is from the annotation of a GenBank genome assembly.
AUGAUUAGAAUAUUACAUUUUAGUUUAUUGAAUACCAUCGACCACUACAGGCAUAUCUGUAAAAGGAUGUCCCACUACGUUUUCGUUUACGGAACUUUAAAGCGAAAUGAACCAAAUCACUAUUGGCUUACCAACCCUGAUAACGGAUGUGGAAAAUUCGUAUCGGAGGGCAUGACGAAGAAAAAAUAUCCUCUUGUUAUAGCUACGAAGUAUAAUAUUCCAUUCGUGUUGUACAGUCCUGGGAAUGGCCACCAGAUCAAAGGUGAAAUAUAUUCUGUAGACGACAAGAUGCUUGCUAAUCUUGACAUAUUAGAGGAUUAUCCAAAAUGGUACAUAAGAGAAAUAGAAGAAAUUAUUGUAAAGACACCUAACUCAACUAAGGAGGAAACCAUGAAAUGCUGGUUGUAUUUCCUGAAGAAUUUCAAACCAGAUCUGUUGGAGAUGAAGCUCUAUGAAAGCUACUCAUCCAAUGGUCCUCAUGGACUUAAGUAUUUAGAAAGCGACAAUGAGGCUACGCUAGAGGAUUUAAAGGAAUUACUGAAAAAGUAA